Cylicocyclus nassatus is the source of this 647-nucleotide messenger RNA. Lineage: Eukaryota; Metazoa; Nematoda; Chromadorea; Rhabditida; Strongylidae. The record is from the annotation of a GenBank genome assembly.
AGAUGUCAAAUGCAUCGGAAGCCCCAUCGUUCGAUGUGGAAGCGGCAAAUGAGUCUCAGCGACAAGAUUCACCACUACUAUGCAUGCGACUCCGUGAAGAGUUUCGGAAAGUGACUACUCCAACUGAUAUGAGGAAAUUCAUAAGAAAAAAAUUUUUUGAGGCUGUCUUGAAGUCACGGGCUGUUGCUUAUAUACUAGCGUUGCUGAGUAUCAUUCCAAUCGCCAUGCUAACAAUUGGUGUACUGAAUCGCAAAAGGUGCCUUGUGAAUUCCAAAAUACCCGAUUGGUUGAUUGUUGCUGGCGUCGUCGGACUAGUUCGCAACUUCAUAUUUGUAAUGUUCAAGCUGGCCAAGUCUCGCAUUUUCAACAACAGCCUUAAUGUUGCAUACAUUGUAGUGCUCAGUAUAUUCUCCAUUACCUGGUGUUUCAUUGGUAUCGUAUGGGUGUACUCGGCUUACGCUCGAGUUACUUAUCAUUCCAGCAGUGGAAACUCUUAUUGUGAUAAAUUGACUUUUUUAUUCUCCUUCAUCUACUUAACGUUUGCCAUUUCGCUUAUUGCACUCAUAUGUAUUUGUUUAUGUUGGUAUUGCUGUUGUCCUCUUCUUUGUUUCCGUUCCAAAAACCGAACUAUUCGAGCACAAGAACAG